This is a messenger RNA of Microcebus murinus (gray mouse lemur), 4360 nucleotides long. It is a transcript of the gene BRIP1, whose product is annotated as BRCA1 interacting DNA helicase 1. The record is from RefSeq and is a predicted model, not a curated record. NCBI's taxonomy places the organism in Eukaryota, Metazoa, Chordata, Mammalia, Primates, Cheirogaleidae. Gene Ontology annotation, cellular component: nucleus. Gene Ontology annotation, molecular function: ATP binding; hydrolase activity, acting on acid anhydrides, in phosphorus-containing anhydrides; DNA helicase activity. Gene Ontology annotation, biological process: double-strand break repair involved in meiotic recombination; nucleotide-excision repair.
GCGGGAAUUUGUCCCGGGCUGUGUUACAGAAACCGCUGAUGAGAACUAGCGCGGAGGAAAGGGCUCCGCUUUAUUUGCUCUCAGAAAUCGGUUUCCUUUUCUCCGGUGUAUCGGAGCCCGUUAGGAAUCAGAAAUAAGUAAGAAAGCACAAUGUCUUCAAUGUGGUCUGAAUAUACAAUUGGUGGUGUGAAGAUUAAUUUUCCUUAUAAAGCUUACCCAUCACAGCUUGCUAUGAUGAAUUCUAUUGUCAGAGGAUUAAACAGUAAGCAACACUGUUUGUUGGAGAGUCCCACAGGAAGUGGAAAAAGCUUAGCCUUACUUUGUUCUGCUUUAGCAUGGCAACAAUCUCUUAGUGGGAAGCCAGUGGAUGAGGGCUUGAGUAAAAUGGCUGAAGUACCAUUGUCAUGUUGUUGUCCAUGCCAUUCAAAGAAUUUCACAAAUGAUGAUGUGAACCAAGGAACUUCACAUCAUUUCAACAGUUCAAGCACACCACCUUCUGAAAGAAAUGGCACUUCAUCAACUUAUAAAGACUCCCCUGAAAAAACCACUCUGGCUGCAAAGUUAUCUGCCAAGAAACAGGCAUCCAUAUACAAAGAUGAAAAUGAUGAUUUUCAAGUAGAGAAGAAAAGAAUUCGACCCUUAGAAACUACACAGCAGAUUAGAAAACGUCAUUGUUUUGAAAAGGAAGGACAUCAUUUGGAUGCAAAUGUUUCUUCUGGAAAGACUUUGAAACUUAGUUCUCCAUCAGGAAAGAUAAACUCCUUUUCUCCACAAAACCCCCCUCCUGGCCACUGUUCUAGGUGCUGUUCUACUAAACAAGGAAACAGUCAAGAGUCUUCAAAUACCAUUAAGAAGAAUCAUGAGGGGAAAUCCAAGAUACCUAAAAUAUAUUUUGGGACACGCACACACAAGCAGAUUGCUCAGAUUACUAGAGAGCUCCGGAGGACAGCGUACUCAGGGGUCCCAAUGACUAUUCUUUCCAGCAGAGAUCAUACUUGUGUCCAUCCUGAAGUCAUCGGUAACUUCAACAGAAAUGAAAAGUGCAUGGAAUUGCUGGAUGGAAAAAAUGGAAAAUCCUGCUAUUUUUAUCAUGGUGUUCAUAAAAUUCGUGAUCAACACAUAUUACAGACUUUCCCAGGGAUGUGUAAAGCCUGGGAUAUAGAGGAACUUGUCAGCCUGGGGAAGAAACUAAAGGCCUGUCCAUAUUACACAGCUCGAGAACUAAUAGAAGAUGCUGACAUAAUAUUUUGUCCCUACAACUAUCUUCUAGAUGCACAAAUAAGGGAAAGUAUGGAUUUAAAUCUGAAAGAACAAGUUGUCAUUUUAGAUGAAGCUCACAACAUUGAGGACUGUGCUCGGGAAUCUGCAAGUUACAGUAUAACAGAAGUUCAGCUUCGGUUUGCUCGAGAUGAACUAGAUAGUUUGGUCAAUAGUAAUAUACGGAAGAAAGACCAUGAACCUCUACGAGCUGUGUGCUAUAGCCUCAUUAAUUGGUUAGAAGCAAAUUCUGAACAUCUUGUGGAAAGGGAUUAUGAAUCCUCUUGCAAAAUAUGGAGUGGAAAUGAAAUGCUUUUAAAUUUACACAAAAUGGGCAUUACCACUGCUACUUUCCCCAUUUUGCAGGGACACUUUUCUGCUGUUCUUCAAAAAGAAGAAAAAAUCUUACCAAUUCAUGGUAAAGAAGAGACAAGAGAAGUACCUAUUAUUAGUGCUUCAACUCAAAUAAUGCUCAAAGGACUUUUUAUGGUACUUGACUAUCUUUUUAGGGAAAAUGGCAGAUUUGCAGAUGAUUAUAAAGUUGCUAUUCAACAAACUUACUCCUGGAUAACUCAAACUGAUAUUUCAGAUAAAAAUGGGUUCUUUGCUCUACCAAAAAAUAAGAAACGUUCACGACAGAAAACUGCAGUUCAUGUGCUAAACUUUUGGUGCUUAAAUCCAGCUGUGGCCUUUUCAGAUAUUAAUGGCAAAGUUCGGACUAUUGUUUUGACAUCUGGCACAUUAUCACCAAUGAAAUCCUUUUCAUCAGAACUCGGUGUUACAUUUACUAUCCAGCUGGAGGCUAAUCAUGUCAUUAAAAACUCACAGGUUUGGGUUGGUACCAUUGGGUCAGGCCCCAAGGGUCGGAAUCUCUGUGCUACCUUCCAGCAUACUGAAACAUUUGAGUUCCAAGAUGAGGUGGGAGCACUUUUAUUAUCUGUGUGCCAGACUGUGAGCCAAGGAAUUUUGUGUUUCUUGCCAUCUUACAAGCUAUUAGAAAAAUUAAAAGAACGUUGGCUCUCCACUGGUUUAUGGCAUAAUCUGGAGUUGGUGAAGACAGUCAUUGUAGAACCACAGGGAGGAGAGAAAACUGAUUUUGAUGAAUUACUGCAGGUAUACUAUGAUGCAAUCCAGCAUAAAGGAGAGAAAGAUGGAGCCCUCCUGGUAGCAGUUUGUCGUGGUAAAGUGAGUGAGGGUCUGGAUUUCUCAGAUGAUAAUGCCCGUGCUGUCAUAACAAUAGGAAUUCCAUUUCCAAAUGUGAAAGACCUACAGGUUGAACUAAAGCGACAAUAUAAUGACCACCAUUCAAAAUUGAGAGGUCUUUUACCUGGCCGUCAGUGGUAUGAAAUUCAAGCAUAUAGGGCCUUAAACCAGGCCCUAGGUAGGUGCAUUCGACACAGAAAUGAUUGGGGAGCGCUUAUUCUGGUGGAUGAUCGCUUCAGGAAUAACCCAAGUCGCUAUAUAUCUGGACUUUCUAAAUGGGUACGACAGCAGAUUCAGCACCAUUCAACCUUUGAAAGUGCACUGGAGUCCUUGGCUGAAUUUUCCAAAAAGCACCAAAAGGUCACUGAUAUAUCCAAAAAGGACAGAAAGUAUAUGCAGAAUGAUGAGUCUACACUUGAAGUGACCUGUUUGAAGGACAAUACUGUGAAUUAUUUAUUGGAAGAAGCAAGUCAUCUGUCACCAGAAAAUACUAGGGAAGAUGAAGCAAAAAUGUGUGUCCAGGAACCACAGUGUCUUAAAAUGAUUACUAAAAAUCCAUCUCUACCAAGUGGCAUCAUCCCCAGAAAGGAGAAAAAUGAUCCAGCAUUCUUAGAAGAGUCUGUCCAAGCAAUGAAAACAGAAGAAAUAGUGAUUUCCAGAUCCACAAGCCCAACUUUCAACAAACAAACAGACAGAGUCAGCUGGUCUAGCUUUAAUUCUUUGGGACAGUAUUUUACCAAUAAAAUACGUACUGCAACACCUGAGCUCAGGUCAUCAAAGAAUUGUGUCUCUAGUCCUUCUAGUUUCAAAGCAGAAAAGAUGGAAAGUAAAACUGUUUUGCCACUCACUGAUAAAUGUGAAUCCUCAAAUCUGACAGUAAACACAUCAUUUGGGUCAUGCUCUCAAUCAGAAGCCAUCAUUUCAUCAAUAAAAAUUGAUGCUACUCUUACAAAAAUAAAUCAUUCCAAACAUUCACUCUGCUGUGAAGAAAUCCUGGCUCCAGACAUUGAAUUGUCUCUAGAAGGUGAAGAACCUAAAUCUUCCACUCCAAAUAGAGCUUUUGAAACAGAAGAAGAUGAAUCUAUCUAUUUUACACCUGAACUUUAUGAUCCGGAAGAUUCAGAUGAAAACAGUGACCUAGUUGAAACUGACAGAAGUGACAGAUUGGCUAAAAAUUCAAAUUGCAUUUUAGCUGAAAACAUUUCUGAAACUAGAACUAUGAAAGAAGUGAAUUCAGUCAGUGAAAUGAAAGCUGAGACGACGUGCACAGAUACAAAGUUGAAUGGAAUCAUGCCUAUUGAAGAAAAUAAAAUUAGUAACAUUGAUGAUGAUGUAAAAACAACUUGGAUAAAUUAAACAGUCUCCUUCCCAAAAUAAAGGUGUGCUCCCUAGUAUUCGGUAAUAAUACUUAACUCUCAAGCUGUAAAAAUAUGUCGUCAUGCUUAUGUUAAACUCUAUUGUAAGUAAUAAUUUGUACAUUGGAUAAGUGGGGUACUUUCAAAAACCUUUGGAUGUAUUUUUUCACUUUGUCAUCAGAUUUUUAAAAGUCUAUUUUAUGUUCAGAAAUGUAAGUUUUACUAUUUGAAUUUUGAUAGAUUCGUACAAAAUAUUUUCCUCAAAUAACUCUUCCAUAGCUAAGUGCAAUUUAAAAUUAAUCUGAUAUUUAGAGUUUUCUGUAGCACUUCCAAUUUCAUAUAAAUAGUAUUUUGUAGUCCUCUUCAUUUGUUUUCAUGCUGGUACAUAAAUAUUACUAAUAGUCUAAUCUAGUCACACCACAGCCAUGUUUCAUUAUAGAUUUUACCUUAAAUCUGUCUGAAGUUUUUUUAGAAAUUACCUGUCUUGAAAAGUUUAUUCCCUUAUUAAACUGCAUACUUUAUAAUUAAGAGUAAUUAAGAGAACA